Aspergillus saccharolyticus JOP 1030-1 is the source of this 2007-nucleotide messenger RNA. RefSeq names its product putative cell cycle checkpoint protein Rad17. The transcript is spliced from 3 exons. Gene Ontology annotation, molecular function: chromatin binding. NCBI's taxonomy places the organism in Eukaryota, Fungi, Ascomycota, Eurotiomycetes, Eurotiales, Aspergillaceae. The record is from RefSeq and is a predicted model, not a curated record. The coding region runs from base 1 to 2007 and encodes 668 amino acids. Gene Ontology annotation, biological process: DNA repair; DNA damage checkpoint signaling; mitotic DNA replication checkpoint signaling.
AUGACAAAUGUCCCCACACCCGAAGAGCAAGGCCAUCCUUCCCCUUUGAAGGCCCUUGCCUAUAGUCAUAAAUAUGCUAGCGCAGUCAAACGAUUUGUGAUACCACCGGCACGUAACAUUAAACCCAGGCUGUAUCGUGCAGUUCAUGAUGAAUUACCGUGGGCUCAGAGAUUUCCUCCGAAUGAUCUAAAUGAACUGGCGGUUCACAAGAGAAAAAUCUCCACUGUGAAAGACUGGCUGGAUAAUGCAUUCCGUGGGACUGGCAAACGGCUACUCAUUCUUCAUGGUCCUGCUGGCAGUGGAAAGACAACUACUAUUUCCAUGCUGUCAGAGCUUUUGGGGUUCGAGAUACUCGAAUGGCGAAAUCCUACAGCAUCUGACUCCGUCACCGAUGUAUCAAACUCUCUAGCUUUUCAAUUCAGUGACUUCCUGGAGCGGGCCGGCGAGCUCCCGGGUCUCGACCUUGACUGGUCACAACGCAAUCAAUCCUGGGCUCAAAGGCGCGACUCGCCACAACGGCGUAUAAUCUUGCUUGAGGAAUUUCCAUCACAAACAACCCAAUCGCCUACUGUGUCUCUGUUCAGACUGGCGAUUCAACGGUACCUUGCAAUGCCAGUCUCAUCUCAAGACAUGAACAUAACGCCUUGCUCUCCUAUCGUUAUUAUCAUUUCGGAGACUCUUCUGGACUCGGGCUCUUCUUCCCAAGAUAACAUUACAGCUCAUCGACUGCUAGGCACGACGAUUUGCAAUCACCCUCAAACCAGUAUUAUUGAGUUUAAUAGUAUAGCUCCCACGUUCAUGUUCAAGGCUUUGAAUUUGAUCAUCGAGAAAGAAAGCCGCUGCUCUAAACUCCACAGAGCAGUAUCACCUGCUACAAUACACACCAUCUCUCAGAAUGGCGAUAUUCGAAGUGCGGCUUCCAGUCUGGAAUUCAUUUGCCUUAAGUCGAACCAUUUUAAAGAGACGAAGAAACCGUCUAGAGCCAAGAAGGCCUCUCGGAAAGCUUCCACUCUCACCCCGCUGGAACAGAACACACUCGAGCUGAUAGCUCAACGGGAAAGCAGUCUGGGAUUGUUCCAUGCUGUUGGCAAAAUUGUUUAUAAUAAGCGUGACAAUCCAAGCUCUGAAGAAGACGGUCAGCCCGCCAUGCCACCAACCCACUUGCGCCAUCAUGAAAGGCGAAGAGUCUCACAGGUACAAGUCAACGAACUUAUCAAUGGUCUUGGGACUGAUACGCAAACUUUCAUCAGUACUUUGCAUGAGAAUUAUGUUCCAUCUUGCGAUGGUGACUCCUUCGCAGAGUGCCUCGAUAACUGCAUCAGUGCUCUCUCUGACAGCGACAUGCUUUACCCUAACUCUAAAAGGGCAAGCAGAUCUUUGGUUCAUGCAACUAGAAUUAGUGCUGCAGUUGAAACUUUGCGGCAGCAAGACAUCAGCUACCAAGUUGCCGCUCGUGGGCUUUUAUUUGCUCUUCCUUAUCCUGUGAAACGAGUGACAUCAAUUGGGGGUGGUGUCGGGAGUUCGAAAUAUGCACAACAACUUCUGUACCCAACUUCGCUGCGGAUCAUCCAUGACAUGGAAGUGAUUGAAAGCCUCAUAGCUUUAUGGUCCGCCAGGCUGUUGAAUUCGAUUAAUCGUGUUGCCCCGCGCUCAGUAGCUGUAAAUAGCGCUCAUAUUGAUGGCCAAACAGUUGCAGCUACCAUGGUAUCGCGCAGUGACCUCUUACUAUACCAAUUGCCGUACAUGGCAUGUUUAACCAGGGGAGUUACGGAGCGCCAGGAACUCGAGAGGAUUACGAAAAUCAUCAAGUCGGAGUCCCAGGAUUACGGCGGAGCCCUUCAUCUACCUGAUAAGAUAAAUAACCCUGGUGGGAACGCUGAAUUACCGAGAGAGAUUUGGAGGCCAAAAGUUCGUGGCUACAACAACACCCGUGAUAUCCGUCUAGGGUCUGCGACUGAUGAAGAAAGGCUCACUCUGAGUGAUGAUGAAAUCAUAGACAAUGACUGA